Messenger RNA from Pieris rapae (cabbage white), 1818 nucleotides. Its product is annotated as dual specificity protein phosphatase 23. Lineage: Eukaryota; Metazoa; Arthropoda; Insecta; Lepidoptera; Pieridae. Gene Ontology annotation, biological process: cilium assembly; protein dephosphorylation. Gene Ontology annotation, molecular function: protein tyrosine/serine/threonine phosphatase activity. The transcript is spliced from 3 exons. The coding region runs from base 143 to 826 and encodes 227 amino acids. The record is from RefSeq and is a predicted model, not a curated record.
AAGAAAAUCGUCGCAGAUGGACAAUCGCCUAAAGUGCGAAAAGUGUUUAUGUGCGUAUAAAUAAACAAAUUCAUAUCACACCUUUCUAUCAUAAUCUGUGAUUAACAUAUUCGAAUUUCAAAUUCUGGCGGCAGCGAAAAAAAUGGAAGAUGAUUAUUACCACGUGGUGACAAGGAUGGAAGACAUAACCGAGCAGGACGAUAGAAACCUAGCGGGCGCGCGGAAAGAAAUAAGAAAUGAUUUGCACAUUAUUAUACCCGAAAACCCGUUCCCUGAUGAAGAAGUGGACGCAUACCCACCUCUAAAAUACUCCUGGGUAAUUCCCGAAAAACUUGCAGCCAUGGCAUUUCCACGACACAAGGAGAAUUUACAGUUUUUGGUUAACCAAGGCAUAACACACCUGAUAACACUGACGGCGGGAAAAAAGCCGCCGAUAGAUGAUAUACCGAGAUUGCGGUGGACAGAGAUACCAGUCGAAGAGUUCGGAGUACCAACUGUAGAACAAAUCGAGAAAUUCAUUGAUAUUUGUAAGAAGGCUGACAAAAAAGGAGAGGUACUCGGUAUCCAUUGUCGCCAAGGACGCAGCAGAUCUGGUGUGAUGCUGGCUUGCUAUUUGGUACACUUUCACAGAUUCCACCCAGAGCAAGCGUUAAACGUCAUUCGGAUGAUACGACCAGGUUCCUGUGACUUUGGCGAUCAAGAAGAGGCUGUCGGCAGAUAUUACGAACGGCUAACAGAAAACAAUCCUUUAAGAUUUGGUGUUAGCGGCGAUGUUAUGGAAGAAUUUAUAGAAGCAGCGAGGGAGUAUACUAAGAAAAUGCUUUAGUUGCAAUUUUUAAUCUAAUUACUCAUUAUCACUUGCAAUUAUGUCAAACUUCGGAAAUAAAGUUUUUUAACUUAAAAUAAGAAUAGCUAAAGCUGUUGUAUUAAUUUAAAAGUCUGCUUUAUGACAAACUAAUUCCGUGGAGGAUUAAAAGUCGCUUUGCCAUCUGCGGGUUUACAGCUGGUAGUUUUCACUUUUGAACUGCAGUCCGCGUUUUGCAAUCCACGGUGAUUUUGGAGUUCUUUGGCGAAUCUGGUUUCGCUGGAAACGAUAAUCUCCUUGCAAGCUCUUCAUCAGCAUCAUUGCCGAGAGAUCUACUAAUUCGUAUUCAAAACAACCUCGAAUAUAAUGUGCUGUCAACAUUUUAAAGCCUUUUGAAAGGACUUUUAUUUAGAUUUGUACACAUUUUGUCACGUGACAAUUUCCAUAUACUCGUUUGGGUUGUAGCUGAGGGAUUUUGUCUAAGUUAUUUGAGUAAAUUAAAUUAGGUUAAAUUUCACAUUUGUUGGGUUAGCACAUGUAAAAUACAUUUUUAUAUGUUUAUGAUUUUAAAAUUAAUUUAAAAUUUUUCCAGAAUUAAAAACGAUUUACCUAUCAUUGAAACAAUAACGCUAGUGGCUAUACAGACUCAAUUAAAAAAUAACAUAGUUUUUUAUACUGUAAGCAAUUAAUUAGAUCGUUUGAAGAUCGUAAUUGCGGAAAUUGUAAAAUUCUGUUUUACGUGAGACGGUUUUGUUUAUUUUGGCACGAAUACAAACUAUUUCUAGAUUUUUCUUUGAUAGCAUAAAAACAUUUUAAUUGUACGAAAAUUGUAGACAUAAUAAUGAGAGAAUAUAUUUAUGUAAGAAAUAAGUUUGCGCUCGUUUUAUGGAAUAAAAAUAGGUAUGUAUUUAAAAUCAGGAAUAAUAUAAUUAUUAAGUACAUUAUACUAAGGUUUGUCUGUGAUGCACUUUUUUGUUGUGUACCUGAUAAUAAAUGUUAAUAUUAUUGUUUGA